Oncorhynchus mykiss (rainbow trout) is the source of this 2681-nucleotide messenger RNA. Its product is annotated as methylosome protein WDR77. Gene Ontology annotation, biological process: oocyte axis specification. Gene Ontology annotation, cellular component: methylosome. The record is from RefSeq and is a predicted model, not a curated record. Gene Ontology annotation, molecular function: protein binding. Lineage: Eukaryota; Metazoa; Chordata; Actinopteri; Salmoniformes; Salmonidae.
GAUUAUUUUUCAUUUUAGGAUUUGAGCAAAUAGUAAAGACACGUUUCAUGUUCCAGCAGUGUACCGCAAAAUGGAACAUGGUGCGCGUUCUGCAAGACGCACCGUUUUAGAACGUUCAGAUGGAAAUAGGCUAUGUAGAACAAACAUGCCUCUGACGUCGAAUAAUAACGAAUCACAUUCGGCUCGAUUCGUGGCUUUAUCUGAAACGUUUCGUAACUGAACAUUGCCCUGGAAGCGGAAGUGUGCGGUCCACGUGGUGCGAUGUGCUGUUUUUGAGUUCAUUCAUUUCUGGCAUGAACAAUGGAGCAAUGAAAAAUAAUAUAAUUCAAGACUAGAAGUUAAAAACCUAGUCUAACCUAAAUCAGGUAGCUAGUUUAUUAGUCCGUGUUUUCUUGACUAUCUGGUGUAACACAUGUAAGUUAAUACAUUUAUUGUAUAAAAUAUCAAAUAAUUUGCAUUGCAAACACUUAGCACGCUAGCUUGAGUGAAUCUGACUCAGAGUUGCCUGAUGAAAAGUACAGUAAAUACCAAUAUGAUCAAGGAAAACCGAUGGAACAUACCCCCAAAUGCCCCUGCGUGCAUGGAGAAGCAUUUGGACUCGGUGCAGUACAGGGCAGAUGGCACCCUGUUGCUGGGGGCCUCCAGUCUGACUGGCAGAUGCUGGCUUGGCUCCAUCUGGGUCUACAGUGACCCCAAGCAGUCUCCCAACGAGGGCUUCUGCAAGGCUGGUGUGCAGACAGAGGCUGGGGUCACAGAGGCAAAGUGGGUUUCAGAGAGGGGCGUCCUAGUUGCAUCUGACUCUGGUGCUAUUGAGCUGUGGGAGCUAGCGGAGGAUGAGAGUCUGCUGGUGAAUCGGUUCACUAAACUCGAACAUGAUCACAUCGUCACCAGCGUGAGCCCUGCUGGGUCAAACCACGCUGUCAGCGGCAGUAUGGACUGCCGAAUCAAAGUCUGGGACCUUAGUCAGGGGGAAGUGGUCAGCACGUAUAACGCUCACUCUAAGCCAGUCACUUGUGUGUCCUGCAAUCCAUCCGAUGACUCCCUCUUCCUCUCAUGUGGCCAGGAUGGCCGUCUGUUGCUUUGGGACAGGAGGAAACCCACCAAACCAGCUUCUAGAUUAGAGAUAGAGCCCAGCUGUUGCCCUACCUCAGUGGCCUGGCAUCCCCACCACAGGACCACAAUUGCCUACGGUGACGAGCUAGGACGCGUGACUCUGAAAGACUUUCAGGGCACAGAGCCUGCCCAGACGCAGAGCACCCACAGCCGUAGGGUCUCCAGCCUAGCCUUCUCCUCACACAGUGCCCCCUUGCUAGCCUCCAUCAGUGAUGACUGCUCGGUUGCUGUGAUGAACUCAGAGCUUAAGGAAACGUUGAGAGACAGGAGGCACCAGGACUUUGUUCGGGGUGUCUGCUGGGCCCCUGGUGGUUCUGACACACUGACCACCGUGGGCUGGGACCACCAGGUCCUCCACCACAUCACGGGACAGGAUGGACCUGCCACUGGUGACUCCACGUCCCCACCGUAGACCCACCACCCAGCCUGGGUCAGGGGAUAGGGGAAAGGUGGUGGUGGUGGUGGAAGUAUGGGGUUUUGUAGAAGGGGAGGGGGGGGUUGAUGGGUUGGCAUGAGGGUAGAAGUUGUCAAUACCCACCACACUGGAACAGAGAACAGGGCAGUGUACUGAUGGUUUCCCCCAAUCCUAGUCUCAAAGUACCCAUGUUGAUGCAGGUUUUCUUUCCAACGGAUUUAUAAAUUAAUUCUGUGUUAAGGUAGAGUCAGCAAUGUACCAAGUCAAUCAGGACGUUUUCUAGCACCAACUAAGAGUAAAGCUAAACAUUUCAUCUUUUUUCGUCCUGCAGCUAUCCCGUUGAGGCAGCACAUGCGCAUUUGUCUUGUGGCAGCAAAGUCUUGCGCUGCAGAUUUGCGGUUCAUCCUGUUGCUCGUAGCGAUGUCAUACGCCGAGUCUCAGUUCUAGGUUUAUUAGCCACUUGUAGGACAUUACCUGUGGUGUGCAGUUGUUUGUUCUUGGGGAAAUUAACAAAGUGAUGGAUUGGGGUAGUUAUCGUGUGGGUUACUUGAAGACUUGGGUUUGGGAAUGCUGCCAAAGGAAAUGGGAAUCUUUAAUCUAACGAACCCAUCUGAUCACGUUUAUAGUCCAACCUCAUGUAACCUUUGUUUACCCACCCAGGGUGCUGUAUUACGUGGCAUGUAAGCCAGUCUGAGAAGUGUGAGCCACUGGCUCUUUGGAUAACAAGAUUAUGUGGGUGAAUUGGAUUUACUAGUCAAUUAUACAGUGGCGCAUUCUGAUAUAACUGGUCUGGAAUAACCUGGUUCAAGUUGUGACCACACAAUCAAUGGCAUGAGCAAUUUGUUUUCCAAAUGAAUGAAGAGUUUAUGUACAUUUGAAAAGUCUGUAAAUCUUCACUUCAGGGCUUGUUUGGACCAGUGCUUCCAUUCCAUAUUCUCCCUUGUCCAUGGCAGUUUCUUUUGUUUAAUGUUCUCAUUUCUCUCACAUGUACCAGAAACAGAAAGCACUGUCCUUAACGGUUUUCUUCCACACAAAGGCGUUCCUUGGAUUGUAUGUACAGUACAUGUCUGGUGGUGCUUUUUGGAAGUCGGAGGAGUACAACUUAACUGACAUAAUCAACUUUUUCCAUUCAAUAAAGUUUGUCUGAAUACUG